This is a messenger RNA of Anguilla rostrata (American eel), 3742 nucleotides long. RefSeq names its product E3 ubiquitin-protein ligase TRIM39-like. The record is from RefSeq and is a predicted model, not a curated record. Gene Ontology annotation, molecular function: protein binding; ubiquitin protein ligase activity. Bases 2119 to 3135 code for a protein of 338 amino acids. Gene Ontology annotation, cellular component: cytoplasm. Gene Ontology annotation, biological process: protein ubiquitination. The transcript is spliced from 11 exons. NCBI's taxonomy places the organism in Eukaryota, Metazoa, Chordata, Actinopteri, Anguilliformes, Anguillidae.
UUCUGUGAUUGAACAGGGGGCGUGUUUUCACUGCUAUAAACAAGGCGAUAAUUGGACGAGCACAGCCAUGUAUGGCAAGCCAAAUGGCAUAAACUUCCGAAGGCGUUACUUAAAGGAAACUAAAUUUAUUGGACCACCUUGACCACAUUUUGGAAAUGGCUGUUCUUUCCUAGAAAGCAAAUUAACCGCGCAGCCUAUCAUGCAAAGACGUGCUUAUGCACAUUGAAAGCUGAAUUUAAGUUUAACAUGUAGUUGAAAAUGAAUUAUUUGAAGGAAGAAAACCAGAGAGCAAGAGAGGGAGAGAGACUAAGCAAUAUAUGAAGUCGACAUAUUAACCAUGGCAAAGAGAUAAAAGAGAUAAUGUGAGGGAAACUGAAUAAGAUUUUUUGAUGGACAAUGUUACCUGUUCAACUUGUAAAUAUAAUUAACUAAAUCCUCACAGUUAACUAAAUCCUCUCAAUGGUCUAUUGUGUGUGUGCAUGCGUGCGUGUGUGUGUGUGUGCUUGUGUAUGUGUGUUUAUGUAAUGCUUUGGCAAUAUUUACUGUAUGUAUUUCAUGCCAAUAAAGCAAAUUGAAUUGAAUUGAGAGAGAGAGGGUGAGUGAGUGAGAGAGAGGGAGGGAGAGUGAGUGAGAGGGAGAUAGAGAGAAAUAUGUGACAGCCUACCUUGAGCUAAGAAGACAAGAAAAAAACAUGUAUUAUAAUUCCAAUCUGAUCAAUUCCAGAAAGCUAACUAUUUUUUUAAAUGAUAUUUUUCACUCCACUUUUAUUAAUGUUAUCCAAUUAUAUAGUAUGUCAUCAAUGUAAUAGCCUGCAUGCGUGGGUGUGCGCGCAUGCUUCUGUGCAUGUGUGUGUGCGGGCGUGCGUGCAUGUGUGUGUGCUUGCGUAUAUGUGUGUGUGUGCGUCUGUGCAUGUGUGUGUGCAGGUGCGUGUGUGUGUGUGUGUGUGUGUGCAUGUGUGUGUGCAUGCGUGUGGGUGCGUGCAUGUGUGUGUGUGUCUACACUGCUGCCAACAGGACAGCCCCCAUCUACUUGCAGGACAUGAUUUGAUUCUAUGUGCCUGCUCGACCACUCCGCUCUGCGGCAGCAGGGCGACUUGUAACCCCUCCCACCCGCCCAAAGGGAUCACAGAGCCUCUCCACCCUAGCUCCCCAGUGGUGGAACGAACUCCCCGUCCCUCUUCGAACCUCCCCCUCACUACCCAUCUUCCGCCGUGGCCUGAAGACUCAUCUCUUCAGACUAUACCUAGACUAACCACCACCACGCUGUAUAUAUCACUCUAAAUCUACCCCCCCUCCUUUUUCAUGACACUUGUUACAUGUUGCCCCAUCCCAGCACUUGUUGUAAUUUGUAUUUGUCCUAAUACUGUAGCUUAUUCUUCUGCCUAGUUGGCUUUGCAGAGGUUAGGUCUGAAUAGUGUUCACUGUGUGAACUAAACUGUGUUCUUGGCUAGAAAUAGCUGUACAAAAUAAGUAUUGUACUUUACUGAACCUGUGUUUAGCAGUUGUCUAUGACCAUGAAAUGCACUUUUUGUACGUCGCUUUGGAUAAAAGCGUCUGCCAAAUAAAUGUAAUGUAAUGUGUGUGUGUGCGUGUGCAUGUGUGUGUGUGAAAGGGAGAAGUUCUUGUUUCUCAUGUCUUCACUGCAACCGCACAUCUGUCACUUAAACCAACAUGUGCCUGUGUCUGGUAUCAGAGCUUCCGAAAAGAGAGAUAGAGACAGACAGAGAGAGAGAGAGAGAGGGAGAGAGAGAGACAGACACAGAGAGAGGGAGAGACAGAGACAGACAGAGAGAGAGAGAGAGGGAGAGACAGACACAGACACACAGAGAAAAAGCUGCCUGGUUCCAGCUCAGAGGACGAGACUGAAGAUGGACACCAAUCAAACGUACAUAAACACAGAGGACACACCCCACCUGCAGGGUGCUGGGGUAUCUGAGGACACACCCCAUCUGACGGAUGUUGUUGCAGGGGGAACACGUUUCGGGGUGCAAGGUGCUGGUCCUGGGGGAGGCUCUGCAGAUCUUCCACCUCUAGCUGCAGGCGCACACUCCGCGUCCCUCCCAGCCCCCCCCCCUCCAGUCCCGCGGACUACAGGUCAAGGCUGGAGACGUUCGGAGAGAUGUCGCAGGAGAACCCAUAUGAGACAUUGGGACUGGUGCACUCUGAAGAUUACAUUCCCAUGUGCAGGUCCCCGUCCUGGCCACACCCACCAGUGCCUCCACGCUCCACUGUGAGAGGUUCUCUGUGCAGGAGGAAGCUGCUGGUCUCUCUGGGGAUUCUCACUCUGCUCUCUGUGUCCUUCUUACUGGCCCUGUACUUACUGCAGCGAUCGACGCUGCAGGAGGCUCCCCACGGCACGGCCCAGGAACUCUCCACACUGCAGAAUGAUAUGAAGGAACUAAAGGAGACAUCUGCUCGACUGAUCUCAGAACUGCAGAUGGAAGUGGAGGAUCUGGACCAUUUCUAUGCCAGUGUGCUGAUGUGUGCCCCAAACUACAGCAGCCCGUUCAUCUUGGACAAAAUAAUGAAUAUGUCAAGAAAGAACGGAAUAAUCAUUAAACCAGCAUGGAGGUGGCUUCGAGAAGCUGCAGUGGAUGUGACUCUGGACCCUGAAACAGCACAUCCCAGUCUCGUCCUGUCCUCAGACAGGAAGCAGGUGAGACUGGGGCCCAGGCGACAGGACCUGUCAAGCUCCGUGCACAGGUUCAGCUACGUGGUCUGCGUCCUGGCCAAGGAGGGCUUCUCCUCCGGGCGCCGUUACUGGGAGGUGAGGGUGCACAACAAGACGGGCUGGACUGUGGGCGUGGCCUCCAGCAGGGCCAACCGCCAGGGGUCAAUCCUGUUCCGCCCUCGAACAGGUUACUGGGUGAUGACGAUGAAGAAUGAGGUGAUCAGUGCGAUGCGUGAACCCCCCUCCGCCCUCCCCCUCAGAGAGAGGCCCGGGACAGUGGGGGUGUACGUGGAUUACGAGGGGGGGCAGGUCUCCUUUUAUGACGCGGAGGCCGGGACUCACAUCUACUCCUUCACUGGUUGCACCUUCACUGAGAAACUCUACCCAUUGUUCCGGCCUGGUCUUUCUGAAGCUGGCAAAAACUCCGCCCCACUGAUCAUCUCUCCUGUCAAUCACUUUCACUGAAUUAGGACACACCUCAAUUACAGGAAGCCAUAGUAGUUAUGUUUGGAGGAAUAUUUACCGAUAUACUGUCAUGUUGUUCAAAAUUAUUUUGUUUUUUUUAACCGCAGAUGUAUAGAUACACUUUUUAGGGGUCUUAAAUUUUGAGGUUUGAAACAAUCUACUCUGGUUUGUGUGUGGUAUCUUUUUUAAUGUUCAAAAAAACCAUUGUAUUAAAAUUAGCAUUUGACUUCCCUUUUGAAUGCAUUAAUGUUUUUCUCUGAAUAUUUCUCUCCUUGGGCUCAAAACCACUACCCCCAGCUCACCCUGCAACAGUUUUUAAACUUUAUUUCUGUACCACUGGAAAUCAUGUUCAAUAUGUACUUUUCCAAAAAAAAGUAUUUUAUCCUGCCAAUUCAAAUGUGUCUUCAGCUGUUUGUCAUGUAAUGUGAAAACUUCAAUGCCUAUUUUAUCUUACCGCUCUCAUUUCUUUUCAUCAAAACAUAUAUAUCAAAAAUGACUUAAUUUGCAAUAUGAAAAUGAUUACAUAAUGUUUAAAUAUAUUUAAUGUACAAUAAUACUAACAUUUCUAUUUACACUCAUAAUAAAAACAAAGGAUUGCUUUUUUUGU